Molecule: messenger RNA, 3259 nt
Organism: Ornithorhynchus anatinus (platypus)
Lineage: Eukaryota; Metazoa; Chordata; Mammalia; Monotremata; Ornithorhynchidae
Gene: BCL11A
Product: BAF chromatin remodeling complex subunit BCL11A
Exons: 5
Coding region: 393-2870 (825 amino acids)
Biological process (GO): negative regulation of dendrite development; regulation of transcription by RNA polymerase II
Cellular component (GO): nucleus
Molecular function (GO): RNA polymerase II cis-regulatory region sequence-specific DNA binding; DNA-binding transcription factor activity
Source: RefSeq, a predicted model, not a curated record
GCUCGCCCUGCCCAUGUUUUGUAUGUCUCUGUCCAUCCAGGCUCCUGACGUUCAAGUUCGCAGGGACGUCACGUCCGCACUUGAACUUGCAGCUCAGGGGGGGCUUUUGCCAUUUUUUUCAUCUCUCUCUCUCUCUCCCUCUCUCCCUCUCCCUCUCUCCUUUUUUUUUUUGCCCAAAAAAAAAAAAAAGCCAUGACGGCUCUCCCACAAUUCAUCUUCCCUGCGCCAUCUUUGUAUUAUUUCUAAUUUAUUUUGGAUGUCAAAAGGCACUGAUGAAGAUAUUUUCUCUGGAGUCUCCUUCUUUCUAACCCGGCUCUCCCGAUGUGAACCGAGCUGCAGUUCACCAGCCGCCGCCGCCGCCGCCGCCGCCGCCUCCUACUCCACAACCCACCAUGUCUCGCCGCAAGCAAGGCAAACCCCAGCACUUAAGCAAACGGGAAUUCUCGCCCGAACCUCUUGAAGCCAUUCUUACUGACGAGGAACCAGACCAUGGCACGUUGGGAGCCGCUGAAGGGGACCAUGACCUUCUUACCUGUGGGCAGUGUCAGAUGAACUUCCCUUUGGGGGACAUUCUUAUUUUUAUUGAGCACAAACGGAAACAAUGCAACGGCAGUCUCUGCUUAGACAAGGCUGUGGAUAAGCCACCUUCACCCUCACCGAGUGAGCUGAAAAAAGCAUCCAAUCCUGUGGAGGUUGGCAUCCAGGUCACCCCAGAAGAUGACGAUUGUUUAUCAACGUCAUCUCGAGGAAUUUGCCCCAAACAGGAACAUAUAGCAGAUAAACUUCUCCACUGGAGGGGCCUCUCCUCCCCUCGUUCUGCACAUGGAGCUCUAAUUCCCACACCCGGAAUGAGUGCAGAAUUCGCCCCGCAGGGUAUUUGUAAAGAUGAGCCCAGCAGCUACACAUGUACAACUUGUAAACAGCCAUUCACCAGUGCAUGGUUUCUCUUGCAACACGCACAGAAUACUCACGGAUUAAGAAUCUACUUAGAAAGUGAACACGGAAGCCCCCUGACCCCGCGGGUUGGUAUCCCUUCAGGACUAGGUGCAGAAUGCCCUUCCCAGCCACCUCUCCAUGGGAUUCAUAUUGCAGACAAUAACCCCUUUAACCUGCUCAGAAUACCAGGAUCGGUCUCCAGAGAGGCUUCGGGUCUCGGCGAGGGGCGUUUUCCACCCACCCCCCCUUUGUUUAGUCCUCCACCGAGACAUCACUUGGAUUCCCACCGCAUAGAGCGCCUGGGAGCGGAAGAGAUGACCCUGGCCACCCACCACCCUAGUGCCUUCGACAGGGUGCUGCGGCUGAACCCCAUGGCCAUGGAGCCCCCGGCCAUGGAUUUCUCCAGGAGACUCAGAGAGCUGGCGGGGAACACGUCCAGCCCGCCGCUGUCCCCGGGCCGGCCCAGCCCUAUGCAACGGCUACUGCAACCAUUCCAGCCAGGUAACAAGCCGCCCUUUCUGGCCACGCCCCCCCUCCCUCCUCUGCAGUCCGCCCCUCCUCCCUCCCAGCCCCCGAUUAAGUCCAAGUCCUGUGAGUUUUGCGGCAAGACGUUCAAGUUCCAGAGCAACCUGGUGGUCCACCGCCGAAGCCACACGGGGGAGAAGCCCUACAAAUGCCACCUCUGCGACCACGCGUGCACUCAGGCCAGCAAGCUCAAGCGCCACAUGAAGACCCACAUGCACAAGUCGUCCCCCAUGACGGUCAAGUCGGACGACGGCCUCUCGACGGCCAGCUCCCCCGAGCCCGGGACCAGCGACCUGGUGGGCAGCGCCAGCAGCGCCCUCAAGUCUGUGGUGGCCAAGUUCAAGAGCGAGAACGAGCCCGGCCUGCUCCCGGAGAACGGGGACGAGGAGGACGAGGAGGAGGAAGAGGAGGAGGAAGAGGAGGAGGAAGAGGAAGAGGAGGAGGAGGAGGACCUGACGGAGAGCGAGCGGGCGGACUACGGCUUCGGCCUGAGCCUGGAGGCGGCCCGCCACCACGAGAACAGCUCGCGGGCGGGCGAGGAGAGCCGCUCCCUCCCGGACGUCAUGCAGGGCAUGGUCCUGAGCUCCAUGCAGCACUUCAGCGAGGCCUUCCACCAGGUCCUGGGGGAGAAGCAUAAACGAGGCCACCUGCCCGAGCCCGAGGUCCACAGGGACACUUGCGACGAAGACUCGGUGGCCGGGGAGACGGACCGCCUGGACGAGGGCGCCGUCAACGGGCGGGGCUGCUCCCCGGGCGAGCCGGCCGCCGUGGGCCUGUCCAAAAAGCUGCUGCUGGGCAGCCCCAGCUCCCUGAGCCCCUUCUCCAAGCGCAUCAAGCUCGAGAAGGAGUUCGACCUGCCCGCCGCCGCCAUGCCCAACACCGAGAACGUCUACUCCCAGUGGCUCGCCGGCUACGCCGCCUCCAGACAGCUCAAAGAUCCGUUCCUCAACUUCGGGGAUUCCAGACAAUCGCCUUUCGCCUCCUCCUCGGAGCAUUCGUCGGAGAACGGAAGCUUGCGCUUCUCCACGCCCCCCGGGGAGAUGGACGGAGGGAUCUCAGGCCGCAGCGGCACAGGAAGUGGAGGCAGCACCCCGCAUAUUAGCGGCCCGGGCCCCGGGAGGCCCAGCUCAAAAGAAGGCCGGCGCAGCGACACCUGUGAGUACUGUGGAAAAGUCUUCAAGAACUGUAGCAAUCUCACUGUGCACAGGAGGAGCCACACGGGGGAGAGGCCUUACAAGUGUGAGCUGUGCAACUAUGCCUGCGCCCAGAGUAGCAAACUCACCAGGCACAUGAAAACACAUGGCCAGGUUCUGCACACACCCCCAUUCGGCGUAGUGUCCAGAGAACUCAAGAUGUGUGGCAGUUUUCGGAUGGAAGCUCAAGAGUCCUUAAAUUCUGAGAAAAUAUGAAGCCUUUGGGGUACGCCCGCUGCCUACCCAGCACCAGAAAGUGGUCCGUCAUCUUGCUAGUUUGUGAUGUUUUCUGACAGUAGCCUCCAAGAAGCCGUCGUGUGAAGACCGAAUCCUGCAGGGUCCCUCCUGCCUGGCCCCUGCAGCCCCAUUUUAUUUAUAUUUUUUAAUAAAAACACAUUUGGAACAAUGAAUCAGUCCCAUGUUAGAGAGCUUCUGAACCGCCACUGGUUCCGAGUGGCGGGGAAGGAAGCCUUUUGAAACCAGCCAACUUAAUUACCUGUCCUGUGGAAAAGAGCAUGAGGAAUCCCAACCCGUUGUUUCUAUACAUUAUACGUUGUCUUUUAAAAAGUGUGCUUAACAUUGACACAAUAAAUGUUGGAGCUUUA